AUGGCUAGUGCAGAACCAAUUGUAGCAGAUGGCAAUCAGGACUUAUUUCCCUGUGAAGUCUGUGGAAGACGCUUUGCAGCAGAUGUUCUGGAAAGGCAUGGACCAAUAUGUAAAAAACUCUACAACAAAAAGCGUAUGCCUUUCAAUUCCUCAAAACAAAGAUUACAAGGCACUUACUUUCUCACUGUGAGCGUGGCUGUUCAAUCCAAGUCUCAACCAGUGAGGAAAAGUAACUGGAGACAACAACAUGAAGACUUUAUUACUGCAAUUCAAUCAGCAAAGCAGUGUGCUCUAGCCAUGAAAGAAGGCCGCCCUCUCCCACCACCUCCCCCUGCGUUCAUCAACCCAGAUUACAUUCAAUGCCCGUAUUGUCUGAGGAGGUUUAAUGAAAAUGCAGCCAACCGGCAUAUUAAUUUCUGCAAGGAACAGCCUUCUCGCCGAGUCUUUGAUGCAGCCAAACUGGAGUCCAAAGUGCAGGGAAUGGGUCAGACAAGUCCAAGAAAAGAACCGACUGUCACCAGUGCCGUGGGAGCUCUGUUGCAGAACAGGGCCCUUGAGGCCACGAAAGGGGCCCCGGCCAAGCCAGGAUUAGUGUCGGACCCUGCUUCUGGAUCAAAACUCAAACAAGGAUUUACUAAAUCUUCUAAAAAAGAUUAA
Molecule: messenger RNA, 657 nt
Organism: Pipistrellus nathusii (Nathusius's pipistrelle)
Lineage: Eukaryota; Metazoa; Chordata; Mammalia; Chiroptera; Vespertilionidae
Source: the annotation of a GenBank genome assembly